This is a messenger RNA of Nannochloropsis gaditana CCMP526, 679 nucleotides long. RefSeq names its product emp24 gp25l p24 family protein. The record is from RefSeq and is a predicted model, not a curated record. The coding region runs from base 49 to 663 and encodes 204 amino acids. The transcript has 2 exons. Gene Ontology annotation, cellular component: endoplasmic reticulum-Golgi intermediate compartment; Golgi apparatus; COPII-coated ER to Golgi transport vesicle. Gene Ontology annotation, biological process: Golgi organization; intracellular protein transport; endoplasmic reticulum to Golgi vesicle-mediated transport.
UCCUCACGCUUGAGGCACCGGGCCUUCGUCUUCCUUCGCAUUUUCCUAAUGAUGUUGCUCCUGUCCCGAAAUGCAUGCAAGGCCGAAUUCUACGUAGUGAUACAACCGUCUGGAAACGAGCAAUGUUUCAUGAUUGAGCAACCACAAGGUACACCGGUCACAGUGGAUUACGAUCUCCCCGCAUAUGCGACCCAGAGCCUCAACUUAGUGAUCAGCUUGGUGUCGGGGCCUGGCGGGAAGGGAGGCGGCGGGAAAAUGGUCCAACAAGUGCAAAUGAACGAGGAAAAGGGCCAGUUCAAGUUUGCCACAGUGAAAGAUGGGUUCCACUCCCUCUGUAUCGUACCUCACACUGUGACCAAGCCCACGAAAGUGGGUCUAGAGGUCACGUACGGAAAGUCCGACGCAUACUAUGCUGACCUGGCGAAAGAAGCGCACAUCGACCUGUUGGAGGCCUCCAUCAUGCAUUUGAACGCGCAAAUGGGUCAGAUUCUAAACGAAGCGGACUACAUGAAAGACAAGGAAGUCCUCUUCCACCAGCAAUGCGAGCGGACGAACUCAGCGGCGCGAUGGUGGCCUAUUUUGCAAGUGGGCAUCCUCCUGGUCACGGGCGUGCUCCAGGUCAACAACCUCAAACAGUUUUUCAAGGCGAGGAGAUUGGUGUAGACCGACUCACGGCCUU